This is a messenger RNA of Penicillium samsonianum, 246 nucleotides long. RefSeq lists its product as uncharacterized. Lineage: Eukaryota; Fungi; Ascomycota; Eurotiomycetes; Eurotiales; Aspergillaceae. The record is from RefSeq and is a predicted model, not a curated record. Bases 1 to 246 code for a protein of 81 amino acids. The transcript has a single exon.
AUGCGACGCGAAGCGGUGAACAUAUCUGCCAAACCUGGGGUAAAUGAGUUUGAGCGUGCCAAAGUGAAAGUGAGCAAGGAGCCGGGGACAUUGGUGAACCUCCCAAUGGUCCAGGAAUCACCCGUGAAGUUCGAGUUCGAGUGCGAGUAUCACUCCACCAUACGACUUCCUAGCAUCCCACCGAUGGGCGUGGAUGUGGUGAGAUUGGCCGGUGGUCGCCGUUCACAACAAACACGAGCGUUCUGA